Molecule: messenger RNA, 1125 nt
Organism: Humulus lupulus (European hop)
Lineage: Eukaryota; Viridiplantae; Streptophyta; Magnoliopsida; Rosales; Cannabaceae
Product: WAT1-related protein At5g64700-like
Exons: 7
Coding region: 13-1125 (370 amino acids)
Cellular component (GO): plasma membrane
Molecular function (GO): transmembrane transporter activity
Source: RefSeq, a predicted model, not a curated record
UCAAGUGUUAGAAUGGAUCUAGGGUUUAAAAAAUGGUUCAAAUGGUCACAAGUAGUGUUGGCGAUGCUAAUGGUGCAAGUAUUCUCAACAGGAAUGCAAGUGUUGUCUAGAGUUGUUCUUGUAAAGGGUACUUUCGUUUUCGCUCUUAUUACUUAUCGAAAUGUUGUUGCUGCUCUUUGUGUCGCUCCUCUUGCCUAUUACUUCGAAAUAAGAGAUCAUGAAAUGAAGUUUGAUUGGCAAGUUUGGUUUUGGCUCUUUGUCAAUGCCCUAAACGUGGUGGGUACCACGGGACUGUUCUACUAUGGUCUAAAAGACACAACAGCUACAUAUGCUACCAACUUUCUCAACCUUAUUCCCAUAGUCACUUUUGUAGUCUCAGUCAUCACAAGAAUGGAGAGACUGAGAUUGGGAACCAAACCAGGCAAAGUAAAGACAAUUGGUGCUUUGUUGUGUGUGAGUGGAGCCAUAGUCACUGGCCUUUACAAGGGAAAGGAAUUUUUUAUUGGUCAUCAUCAUGAUGAGUCAUUAUCUGGUCACAACAACAGUAGUAGUGCCAUGGCAUCUCAUUCUCAUUGGGCACGUGGCACAAUCUUGUUGGUUGUGAGCAGCCUUGCUUAUUCAUCAUGGUUCAUAGUCCAAGUAAAACUUCAGAAACUUUUACCAUAUGUGUACUUGUCAACCAUGUUGACAUGCAUUUUGUCUUCAUUUCAAUCAGUGCUCUUAGGCCUAUGUUUAAACACAGACUCCAUAGCUUGGAGUUUAGGCUGGAAUUUACAGUUAGUUACUGUAAUCUACUCGGGAAUACUAGCAACGGCAGUGAACUUGUGCUUACUUUCAUGGGCAAUAUCAGUGCAAGGCCCCACAUAUCCACCCAUGUUCAAUCCACUAGCUCUAAUUUUUGUGGCAUUUUUAGAAGCUCUCACACUUGGUGAACCCAUCACAGUUGGAACCUUGAUGGGUGUAGUGCUUAUCAUUUUUGGGCUGUACUCUUUUUUGUGGGGAAAAAGAAAAGAGAUUAAGAGCUUGUCUCAGCAGAAGGUGGGAUUUCAUGAAGUAGAACCAGUCAAUUCUAAUACUCAGCUUGGUGAAAAAUCACAGACAUGUACAGUUGAUUUUGGACAUUAG